Passer domesticus (house sparrow) is the source of this 2704-nucleotide messenger RNA. RefSeq names its product tigger transposable element-derived protein 3-like. Bases 422 to 2341 code for a protein of 639 amino acids. The transcript has 2 exons. Gene Ontology annotation, molecular function: DNA binding. NCBI's taxonomy places the organism in Eukaryota, Metazoa, Chordata, Aves, Passeriformes, Passeridae. The record is from RefSeq and is a predicted model, not a curated record. Gene Ontology annotation, cellular component: nucleus.
GCGGGAGGGGACGGGGACAGGGACACGGACGGGGACAGGGACAGGUGCGGCAACGCCACCGCGGCCCACCGGCGCUCGGCGGCCCCGCCACCGCCCCCACGGGCGCCGCGUCCCGCCGCCCGGCCGCGCGUCGUCAUCCCGGCGCGGCAUCACCCAGGCAUCACUGAGGCCUCGGCGGGAGCAGCACCGGGAGCAGCUGCAGCCGCGUUUCCCGACGGCCGGGACGGUGCCGGUGCCAUGAAGGAGGACCGCCAGCAUCCCGUCGAGCUGGGUUACGCCAUCACCAAACCCGACAUCCUGGCCGAGGUGGAGCGAGGGGACGAGGGGGGUGGCGGCGGCAGCGGGGCCUUACGGGGAGCACCAGAGCCCCCCGGCCCCCGCCGGCCCCGCCCGGGGUGAGCGCGACGCGGGGACGGGCGGGAUGGCGCCCCGGUGGCACCGGGAGCAGGAGUCGGGCGCCGGCCCGCAUCCCGCCCAGCCGGGAGCUUGGUCCCGCGGCAUCCCCGGUGAGGCGGCCGCUGCCCAACGCGCUCCUGUCUCCGCAGGGGACUGGCAGGGGAAGGAGGUGAAGAGCGAGCACGGCGUGUCCCCACCGCCCCGCUCGCCCCCGUCCCGCCACGCCGGCCCCGCCGACUUCCUCGUCCCGCUGCGGGAGCGGGGCUGCAGCUACUGCGGCGGCGGCGAGCCGGAGCCGCACCCCGCUGCCGGUAACGGGGGGUUCAUCGCCGCACCCCCCGCCUUCGAGAGCCGCCGCUGCCGGCCCGGGGAGCCGCCGCUGGAUUGCGCCGAGUGCGGCCGAGGCGUCGGGCAGAAGCCGGACCUGGUGCGGCACCGGCUGGGGCGCGGCACGGAGCUCGGCUGCGGCCGCUGCGGGAGAGGCCUCGCCGAGCCCGGGGGGCUGGGGGUCACCGGCAGCCCCCACCGCCCGCGGCCCUGCACCGGGCGCUCCCCGGGCACGGCGGAGGGAGCGGCGGCGGCGCCGCGGAAGGAGCGGAAGGAGCUGUCGCUGACCGAGAAGGUGCGCGUGCUGGAGAUGCUGGAGGGCCCCAAGGUGUCGCAGAGCGAGCUGGCCAAGCGCUUCGGCGUGUCGCAGCCCCAGAUCUGCCGCAUCAUCAAGAACAAGGAGCGCAUCCUGAGCGAGUGGCACCGCAACGGCGACCCCGAGCGCAAGCGCAAGCGGGAGGGGAAGGACGCGGCGCUGGAGGCCGCGCUGCUGCGCUGGGUGGAGGGUGCCCACGCUGCCGACCUGCCCGCAGGCCGCCCGCUGCUGCAGCUCAGGGCCGGGCACCCGGCCCGGCCCGAUCCCGAGCCCAGCGGCAGCUGGCUGGCUCGCCUGGGCGCUCGCCACGGCCUCGCCGGCAAGAAGCCGCCGGCGGAGAAAGGGGACGCGGAGCAGCCCACGGCGGAGCACUGGGCCGGCACGGUGCUGCCCGGGCUCCUCCGCAGCUACGCGCCCGCCGAGAUCUUCGCCUGCGGGGAGACGGCGGUGCCGCUCCCGGCCGGCGCCCUCGGCCAGGGCGAGAGCCCCGGCGAGCGGCUGACGCUGCUGCUCUGCGCCAACGCCAGCGGCUCGGAGAAGGUGCCGCUGCGGGCCGUGGGGGACAGCCCCCGGCCGCGCUGCCUGCGGGGCGUCAACCUGGAGCAGAUGCCGUGGAGCUACCGCGCCGGCAGCCCGGCCGGCCUGACCGCCCCGCUCUUCGCCGAGUGGCUGCGGGACUUCAACGAGGCCAUGCGGCGGAGGGGCAAGAGCGUCCUGCUCCUGCUGGCCAAGCACGAGGCGCACCCCUACCUCCAGCUGUCCAACGUCAGGAUGGUCUUCGUCCCGCCGGCCGCCGCCCUGGCCCAGCCCCUGGAGCGCGGCGUCGCCGGCGACCUCAGAGGUCACUACGGGCGCCGGCUGCUGCGGUGGCUGCCGGCGGAGCGCGGCGCGGGGCAGCCCAGCCUGCUGGAUGUGCUGCACAUGCUGGCGCAAGCCUGGGGCGACGUUCCCCCGGGGCUCAUCGCCGGCUGCUUCCGCGCCGCCGGCUUCACCAGCGGCGCCGAGGCCGUGUCCCUCGCCCCGGCCCCCGGCCUGCUCGGCCAGGAGCAGCCGGAGCCGGCGGAGGCGGACGGGGACGAGGCCGUGACGGAGGGGGAGGACGCGGGCGAGCUGGCGGCCGUGCCGCCCUGCCCCUCGGAACGGGAGGUCUGGAAGAGCCUGGCCACGCUGCGGCGGUACCUGGAGUGCCAGGCCACCUCGCCGGAUCUCUUCCAGGCCUUCUACGAGCUGGAGGACGCGGUGCACAUGGUGUCGGCCGGCGCAGGGCGGGCCUUCCUCGGGGACACCCCUCCCCAGCAGUGACAGCCACACGUGCCCGGACCCGCUUGUGCCCCUGAGAGGGGCCGGAGCUCGCUGGGGCUGUCGCCAGCCCCGCCUGGCCGCUGUUCCCUGCAGUUGUGCCGUGGGGUUUGCAGUGGCAGUGCUGGGGACACAAAGCUGCUGCCAGAACCUUCUCCCAGGGAGUGGCUGCUGCAGCCAGCAGGAAACGAUGUGGAGCUGCUGCCAGCGGGGAUGUGCCCUGCGUGGGGUAGUUGUGGCUGCCACGGCGGGAUGUGGGUGGUGCUGGGGUGUCCCCGUGCUGGGGACAGCAGCUCCAUCCCACGGGGGAGCCGGGUGCCUCCGGCUGCUGUCACCACGUGGUGCCUGGAGGAUUGUUACAGGCAU